Molecule: messenger RNA, 2399 nt
Organism: Scleropages formosus (Asian bonytongue)
Lineage: Eukaryota; Metazoa; Chordata; Actinopteri; Osteoglossiformes; Osteoglossidae
Product: ATP-binding cassette sub-family G member 2-like
Exons: 15
Coding region: 91-1923 (610 amino acids)
Biological process (GO): transmembrane transport
Cellular component (GO): plasma membrane
Molecular function (GO): ATP hydrolysis activity; ATP binding; ABC-type transporter activity
Source: RefSeq, a predicted model, not a curated record
UGCUGCUGUAACAUAGGACCAGUGACAGGCAUCGCUUUAGACAACGGAGCUAGACACGAGACUUCACUUUCUGAAUCGUACCCUCUGGUCAUGGAAGAGUGCAGCAUGGACCUGUAUGGACCCACCCUGACCUUCCAGAACCUUUGCUACUGCAUCACAGAGAAGCAGGGAUUCUUCUGCAGGAAGGGACACAAGAAGGACGUCCUGAAGGAUGUCAGUGGGAUCAUGAAGCCCGGGAUGAACGCUAUCAUGGGCCCCACUGGAAGUGGAAAAACCUCGUUGCUGGAUGUCAUAGCAGGGAGGAAGGACCCUCAAGGACUUUGCUCUGGUGAGGUGUUGGUGGACAGCAAAGUUGUGACUUCUGACUUGAGACUAAGUUCUGCCUAUGUUGUUCAGGAUGACAUUCUCAUGGGCACUCUGACAGUCAGGGAGAACUUGGCCUUUUCUGUUAAUCUGCGACUUCCUCCAGACCAGUUCUCCUCCCAAGACAAGGUGUUCAGAGUCAACAAUGUUCUCGAGGAGUUGUGCUUGCAGGAUUGUGCAGAUACCAAGAUUGGGACAGAAUUUCUACGAGGAAUUUCCGGAGGAGAGAGGAAGAGGUGCAGCAUUGGGAUGGAGCUCAUCACGUCCCCAUCACUACUCUUCCUUGAUGAGCCCACCACUGGCCUGGAUGCCAACACUGCCAACUCCAUCAUUGCUCUGCUUCAGAGACUGUCGAGGAAUGGGAAGACAAUCAUCUUCUCCAUCCACCAGCCGCGAUUCUCCAUCUUCCGGCAGUUUGACCAUCUAACCCUCAUGAACAAGGGAGAGAUCAUCUAUGCUGGGCCGGCAAACCAGGCUGUUGGGUACUUUGAGGAUCUCGGAUACAAAUGCGAAGUGUUUAACAACCCUGCUGAUUUCUUCUUGGACGUCAUAAACGGAGAGAUCGACCCUGUGCUUGGAUUACCUGAUGCAGUCUCGGGAGGAGAGGGCUCCCUGUCCCAGCUGUACCGGCAGUCACACUUCUGCAGGCAGCUGACAGAGCAACUAAAGCAGAUGAAGCAGGCGGUGGAGCCUAGCGUGACGGCAGUGAGAGAACAGUCAAGCUACGCGACACCCUUCCUCUACCAGCUACGUGUGGUUUGUGGCCGCACUGUGAAGAACAUCUUGAGGAACCCACAGACGUCUUAUGCACAGCUCAUUCUCAACAUCAUCUUUGCUGUGCUGGUGGGUCUGAUCUACUUCCAAAUUCCUCACACCCUCCCCGAAGCACUGCAAAACAGGAUAGGAGCGUUCUUCUUUCUCAUCAUCAACAUGGUCUUCGGAAACCUGUCUGCAGUAGAGCUCUUUAUUAAUGAGAGAGCUCUUUUCAUCCACGAGAACUCCAGUGGAUAUUAUCGCACUUCUGUCUACUUCCUGUCCAAGGUGUUUGCGGAUCUUGUCCCUAAUCGCAUCGUUCCAGUAUUUAUUUUCUCCAGCAUUGCUUACUAUAUGAUGGGACUGAAGACAGAUGUUGAGGCCUUCCUCUUGUUUGCUCUCACUAUGAGCCUGGUGAGCCUGUCAGCUGUGGGUCUUGCCUUCCUGGUGAGUGCCAGCGUGUCCUCCUUUGCCAUGGCGAACAUCCUCAUCGCUCUGCCCUUCGUCUUUAUGAUGGUUUUUGGUGGCUUCCUUGUGAACCUUAACUCCAUGCUCAGCUGGAUGUCAUGGAUGAAAUGGGCCAGUAUAUUUCGCUAUGGACUGGAGGCAGUGACUAUCAACGAGAUGAGGGGCCAGGUGUUCACCGAUAACUAUACAGUCUUGACAGGAGAAAUGUACUUGAAGAUGCAAGGCAUUGACUACAGCCUCUGGGGCUUUUGGCAGAAUGAGAUUGCCCUGCUGGGCAUCAUGUCGGUGUGCAUGCUGCUGGCCUACAUCCAGCUGCUCAGGAUCAACCGCUGGAAGUGAAGAAGCUCAGCAGUUUACAAACUUACCAAUCAAGCUACCAACUUUUCUACUACUUCACAAAUACUUACGCCACCUGCUGUAAAAUCAUGGAGGGAGCAUCUGGUAUUACCGAAAAAUACGGAAUUAAACUUAAAUACAAAAUAAACUAGGAUAUUAUGAUAUUUUCAUACCAUCCUACUCCGAAGCAUCCUUUUUGUUACAUGAUCUAGCUACUCAGAGUUCGAUAAAUAAUUUUUUUUGAAUACAUUUACACAGUGAAAAAUAAAAAUGCUUUAGUUCAGAUAUCUGAUUCUACUACUUGUACUGUUGUUUUAUAAAGGCAUGUAGGGCUAUUGCUCAGCACCAGCUGUGAAGAGUCAACUGAUUACUAGGUGUUGUGGUGGUUUUGUUAUCACUGUAUUGCCCUUAACAAAACUGGUAAAUCCCCCUCAUUGCUGCCUUGUGGCUGGUCACUGCCCGGACCAGAAACACCCUGA